Molecule: messenger RNA, 1695 nt
Organism: Dioszegia hungarica
Lineage: Eukaryota; Fungi; Basidiomycota; Tremellomycetes; Tremellales; Bulleribasidiaceae
Exons: 4
Coding region: 1-1695 (564 amino acids)
Source: RefSeq, a predicted model, not a curated record
AUGUCCGUCAGUGCUGCCUCAGCGUCUACUGAGGCACGGUCAGCGACGUCGGGGUCCGGUCGGCCGUCCAAGAGGCAACGCACCUCAAAGGUGCUCGCUGCGCUGGACCGGUCGAUCAGUCCCGCUACCCCACCCUCCCCCUCGACAACGACCAUACCACCUCCGCCCGCGCAUGCCACUGCUCCGACUCCCAUUGAUCCCCGCCCUAACGCCACGAGACCAGCCACGACCGGCGGACCCAAUACGCAAUCUGAUCAAGGAGACAUGACCAUACUGGCACGAGAGCAGUACAUCUACCUCGAGCAGGAGAUGACCCGAUACGCCGCGCACCGGGCUCAGCGGGAGGAGGAGGUCAAGGAUGAGCGGGUCCAAGCGGGGGACGCACUCCGCGCCUCACUCCGUCGAUUCGGCGAGCUCAAGGAUAUCAUACGGAAGAAGGAUGCAGAUCGGGCCAGGACUGCAGACCUUCUCCGGGGGGCGAUGCGGCGGCAGAAGGAGCUAGAGACAGACGCCGCCGCAAAGGAGGAGGAGUACAGCCAGGGCAGACUGCUGCUCUCCACAGCGGUACAGCGAGAGACGAAGCUGAAGGACAUCAUAGCGGAGAAGGACAAGCAGCAGACGCAGCUGCAAAUUGUCCUACGUCGGGUAUUGCAACGGGAAAGUGCGUUGAAGGAGACGGUCGCGGCCCAAGCGGUGGAGUUGUCUCGGAUGGAGAUGACCCAUCUGAUAGCGAUGGGGCGGCAGGUGGAGCUGGAAGGAGUCAUCGCAGAGUUGAGGCGGGCUACAGUCAAGGAGGAGCGACUGGCAGAGCUUGCGAGGGAGAAAGAGAGGGAGGAAGAGAGGGAAGAAGAGAGGGAGGAGCCUGCUCAAUCGGCAUGGAAAUGGGCUCGGGAGGAACCGGAGGCGACUAAGCUACUCGUUAAGACAGAGGCGGAACGAGACGAGGGGUCGACUGAUGAUGGUCGAAGAGAAGUAAAUGGACGGGCGGGUCGAUGGAGAGUGGGCGCAGGGGAUGACGAGACGGACUCGGAGAUUGAGGAGACCAUCGAGGCGUAUGAGGAGCAAUCGGAGCUUCUUCACUGGACGCAUAUAACGACGCCCGAAGAUCAUCCGGAGGGCAUGCGCACGUUCGCCGUUAGAGCGAUACAUCCAGGAAAGACGUCACGUAUAAUCAUCCUGGCCGGUCUCACGGUCGACGAGCUACGGGUCUCUGCUGUAUCCGGAGCCGGCGAGAAUUCCGCUCCUAUAGUGUCCGCUCCGGCCGAGGAGGUAGACGGUAGCCAGCCGAUCUCCUCAGCUGCCCCUGCUCUACCAUCGGAUGCGCUCGCCCUCUCCCAAACGGCCCCCAUGGCGGACUUUAUCUACGACGCGGACCUCUUUCAGGACCUCCCCAUCCUCUUCCGCCCCUUCUUCGACUUUUGUCACUGCACCUUAUGCCAGGCCGGCGUUCGUCCUCUUCGAGGGCACUUCUCGAAUCAUGGUCUGCACAGCGAUCAGUUUUCUGGCAUCCAGGCCCGCCUGGAUCCGAUACUGGAGAAAUACCCCGAACAGGACACCGUCGUCUCACCCGUGACCCUCCGGCGGCGGAUCGAUACCCGCGUUACCUCCCCGGAGUCCUCGCGGCCAUGUCUGGCUACAGGUGCCUUGAGUGCCCCUUCGUCACCGACACCAAGAACAACAUCUGGCAGCACUUGA